Asterias rubens (European starfish) is the source of this 3002-nucleotide messenger RNA. RefSeq names its product nuclear fragile X mental retardation-interacting protein 1-like. Bases 48 to 1988 code for a protein of 646 amino acids. Gene Ontology annotation, molecular function: RNA binding. Gene Ontology annotation, cellular component: nucleus. The record is from RefSeq and is a predicted model, not a curated record. The transcript is spliced from 9 exons. Gene Ontology annotation, biological process: box C/D snoRNP assembly. Lineage: Eukaryota; Metazoa; Echinodermata; Asteroidea; Forcipulatida; Asteriidae.
CAGCCUCGUACCCACGUGCGAGUAGUAUAACGAGGUUAACUUUAAACAUGGCGUACACGUUUCCACCACGAGGAUUUCCACAGCAGGAAAACAGUCAACAAAUUCAGCCAAAUUCCGGAAGGCCCCCUUUCCCACCUUACCCGCCACCAAGACAUGUGUUCCAUGGGACACCAAUGGGCAAUCCAACUGGUCAUGACAUUCCUUCGUUUGGAACAGAGAACUUGCAGUUCGGACAGCGACCACCGCCUCCGUUCAUGAGAUUUCCGAAUCCACGCACCGUCUUCAGACCGCCCAGCCACCGAGGCGCAUGGAUGGGAGGCCCGGGGCCACCGAUGCAGUUUGACACACGAACUAGUCAAGUACGUCCGUGCCGUCCGACGUCGCAAUUUAAUCAAUUUAGUCCUACCUUCACAACCGAUAUAACAACUUAUGAGUCUUGGCCGGCAUCAUCAUGCCAGCAACCAGGCAAGAAUGCUCAACAAGGACAAGUUGGGCAGGCUCCUCAGGCCCAUCAGGGGGGCCCUUCCCAUCAAACUGGUCAGAGAAGUCGAACAAAUCAACAAAACAAUUCCAAAGGGAAUGAGUUUUCAAAUCAGAAGAAAUCUAAAAACAGACGAUUGAAGAAGAAAGGACCUGAUAAUCAGAAAGGACCUGGUAAUCAGAAAGGACCUAAACAGAAAGGCCAAGGCAACAAAACCGCACAGAGCCUUUCCUCUGAUGCCACUCCAUAUUACUGUGAUGUGUGUGACCGAGGGUUCAAAGUUCAAGAGUUACUGGAUGAUCACUUGAAGCAACAUACAAAGUGCAGUCACCCAGGAUGUAGGUUUGAAGCUCACUUUAAGGUUGUCAAGAGCCACGUCAAGAUGCAGCAUGGUCCAGGGAGCAAGAAGGUUGCUUGGUUACAUACCUCAGAAGAGAUUACCAGAUGGAGGGAGGAGAGGAAAAGGAACUACCCUUCUGCCGCCAACAUUGCAAAGAAAGAAGAAAUGUCUCGAAACAACAAAGAGCAAGGAGUUGCACUUCAGAACAAGUUUUUUGGCAAAAUGAGACAGCAUAAAAAUAAACGAGGCAAGCAUCAACUCAAAGUUCAAACCAUGGAUCAGGGCAUGGAUGCAAAGAAGCCCAGGAUAAAUAUGACAGAUUCGAGUGAUCUGAAGCCCAAGAUUGAGACUGAAUCUGCUAAGCUUCCAUCAGGUUCUCUUGCAGCUCUUGCAUUAGCAUAUGAUGACAGUGAAGAUGAAGUGACUGAAUUACAGCAAGAGACUGAAGUGACUGCAGUAGAGAGACAUAAGCAGGAUGCAUCCACAAAUCGCCCAACAAACCAUCAAGAACGAUUUCACAAUAAGUAUAAACAGAAGAACAAAGGUAAAAAUAGGAAGCCAAAUCGAGGUACAAGAUGUGGCAAACAAUUGAAAGAGAAACAACGCUUACAGGAGCAACUGAGACGAAGACCUAACCUACUGGAAAUGCUUUUGGCUCCAGAUAUCCGACAUGAGCGCAACAUUAUUUUACAAUGUGUGCGAUAUGUUGUCCAGAAUGACUUCUUUGAAAUUGGUGAACCAAACAUAACACAGAGCAUAGCAUCAGAGGGACCCUGCCUAAAUGCCACAGAGACUAAUGGAACCAGACAGGACUAUGAUGUACAAGAUGAUUGUAAAACUCAAGUAUGUCAACUAAAACCAGAGGAGGAUGAUGAGCAAACUUCCUUCGAUUCCAAAGAUGUGGUGACUAUGGAGGAGAAAAGUCUAGUGUCUCAAGAAACUCAUGCUGGAAUUAAAGACGAGACUCACGUAGCAACCAACGGUGACAUCCAGGUUGGUCAUGGAGGAAGUGUGGAAAGAGACAUUCCGAGUAAAGUCAUAGAAAAUCCCCAGGCUGAGUCAGAUAUAAAUGAGAUAAAAGAACCUGUGAAUAACCUUAUUGUACUCAAAGAUGAGGUUCCCAUAGCAACAAAUGGUAGCAUCCCUGAUGGUCUAGGAGAUGAGUGAAGUCAUAGAAAAUCCCCAGGCUGGGCCAGACACAAAUGAGAUUUAAACAAAAAUUUGAAUAACCUUGUUGUACUCAAAGAUUAGGUCCCAUAGCAACAAAUGGUAGCAUCCCUGAUGGUAGCAUCCUUGAUGGUCUUGGAGACGAGUAAAGUCAUAGAAAAUCCCCAGGCUGGGCCAGACACAAAUGAGCUUAAAUAUAAAGAACCUGUGAAUAAUCUUGUACUCAAAGAUGAGGCUCCUAGGGCAAUCAAAGACAAAGUCACUUCAGGUCUUGAAAAAGAAGUGGACGAUUUGAAAAUUGACAAACUAGCACAGAGUGAAGGAAAUCUUAAACAAUUUGAACAUUGACAAAACUAGCACAGAGUGAAGGUCAACAGAAUCUUCUUGAUGAAAGUGAUAGGGAAAAGUUGAUGACUCCCUGCUAUUAGCACAUUCUUAUAAAAGGUCGUUGACGGGAAAAACAUGCAUGAUAUUUUGAUUCCUUGUUUUCAAUCCAAGAAGGAUGGCAACAUCAGGGAGUGUCAAAGGAAUCUUGCAGGACUUAAGUUUACAAGGCGAUCACAAAUAAUAAAACUUUUUGUUACUUGAUGAUGUACAUGAUGGUACGUAGACGAGAAUAACUGUCACUUUAACGUCCAAAGAUGACAAAGCAGCAGGGAAAAUGUAUUGAAAAGCCCUUGAAUAAAUAAGCCAACCAGCAACAAAAACAAAAUUGAUUCAGAUAUAUUAUUAGACUGCUAGAGUUAUUAAGCAGGUUGAGCUGGUUGAAAUAACAGUCCAUGCAUUUUUAUUAAUUUCAGCUUGUGAAAUUGACCUUACUUUUGUUUAACUCAUUUGAAUAACUCUUCCAACACACUGUUUGUAAGUACUGACAUGCUGUUGAUGCGGAAGUAAUGUUAUUAUAUGAACUAUUUAUUAUUCAAAUCUUUUUCACUAUCCUUGUUAUACACAAAAAAAUAACUUAAUAAUGAAAUGGAAGUACAUUGUUAAAUAUUGUUAUUUGGGUUUAAAGGG